Messenger RNA from Limanda limanda (common dab), 1812 nucleotides. RefSeq names its product cysteine/serine-rich nuclear protein 3-like. Gene Ontology annotation, biological process: regulation of transcription by RNA polymerase II. NCBI's taxonomy places the organism in Eukaryota, Metazoa, Chordata, Actinopteri, Pleuronectiformes, Pleuronectidae. The record is from RefSeq and is a predicted model, not a curated record. Gene Ontology annotation, cellular component: nucleus. The transcript is spliced from 5 exons. Gene Ontology annotation, molecular function: sequence-specific DNA binding; DNA-binding transcription factor activity, RNA polymerase II-specific. Bases 52 to 1812 code for a protein of 586 amino acids.
AACCAGAGGCGAGCCGAGGAAACAGGUGUGACGAGUGGGAGGAGCCACAGGAUGAGUGGGAUUCUGAAGAGGAAGCUGGAGGAGGGUCCCGCCCCCUUCCUCUCGCUGCAGGGCUCCGAGGACGACGAGGUUUCCUGCAGCGACAGCGGCAACAGCAGCGACAGCCUCAACCAUCCAGUUCCCUCUGGGCUGCUGGACUCUUCUCUGCAGCAGCACCCGAAGCGACUCCGGGGCCGCAACGUGCACUUUGAGAGCGUGACCGUCUACUACUUCAACCGGCGGCAGGGCUUCACCAGCGUGCCCACGCAGGGCGGCAGCACCCUGGGGAUGUCGCCACGCCACAGCGGCGUGAAGCGCUUCACCCUCCGGGAGUUCGCCCUGGAGCAGAAGAGGAGCCACCGCAUCAUGCUGAGGGAUCAUCUCAAGGAGGAGAAGCUCAACGCCAUCAGACUCAAAAUGACAAAGAACGGCACCGUGUCCUCCCUGGAGGCCGACUCCCUCACGCUCGACGACAUCUCCGAGGACGACCUGGACGUGGACAACACAGAGGUGGACGAUUAUUUCUUCCUCCAGCCUCUGACCACCAGGAGGCGCCGCGCCCUCCUCCGGUCCUCGGGGGUCCGACGCAUCGACGUGGAGGAGAAGCACGAGCUGCGUUCCCUCCGCGUGUCCCGGGAGGAGUGCGGCUGCCGGUGCCGCGGGACGUGUGACCCGGAGACGUGUGCUUGCAGCCUGGCCGGCAUUAAGUGCCAGGUAAAUGGAACCGUGGUGGACCGCAUGUCCUUCCCCUGCGGCUGCAGCAAAGACGGCUGCAGCAACGCCACCGGACGCCUGGAGUUCAACCCGGUCCGCGUGCGCACCCACUUCCUGCACACCAUCAUGAAGCUGGAGCUGGAGAAGAGCCGCGACCAGCAGCAUCAGCAGCAGCAGCCAGAGCAGCAGCUUGUAACCAACGGCAACGGUUACCAUGGAGACUCCUCCUUGGUCCAGCAGCAGCAGCAGCAGCAGCAGCAGCCGAACCUGCAGUUUCCACUGAUGAGCGCCACGCCGCACAUUCCCAUCAUGCACCUCCAGAACACAGGCGACGCAGAGUUACGUCUAGAUGAGGAGGAGGAGGAGGAGGAGGAAGAGGAGGAGGAGGAGGAGGAGGAGGAGGAAGAGGAGGAAGAGGAUGAGGAUGAUGAAGCGUAUGAGGAAGACGAGGACGGCAGCAGUAUGUGCAGCGGGCUGUCAGACUGCAGCACGCACAGCUUGGAAACAAUCGACCCCGAGGAUGGAGAAGAGGACGAGGAGGAUGAGGAAGACGAGGAGGACGAGGAAGAGGAGGAAGAGGAGGAGGAGGACUGGGAGUGUUCACUACCUCCGCCCUACUCGGUCCCACUUCCUUCUGUGCUGAGUUACUCCAACAACACACUCGUGAGCCUCGGUAACCCCUUCCACAGCACCCCCCCCAUGCAGCACUAUCAGAUGGACACCACCACCACCCCCCCCACCCUCCUCACCCCCCCCUCCCUCCCCACAGUGGAAACAGCACUCGAGGCCGAGACAAACACUGAGGCCCACUGCCGGACGUUCCCGGGCCGCACAGAGUCCCCGGCGCUCCUGAACCGUUCACAUGUCGACGCCCCCCCUGAGACCAGCGCCGCAGCCAAUCAGCGGCCGCGCUCCACAGACCUGCAGAAAGGUCCGGACCACCAUGACUCACACACUGUGGCGCAGACAGGGGAGGAAACGACAGAGCCAUUACAGGAGCGGCUGAAAGAGCAGGGAGCCGAGCCCGGUGGAGAGACAGACGCGUCACAGAGCGCCUGA